AUGGAAAAUGAGCCAGCUACCAUGUCUCGACCUAAGGUGUUGUCAAGUUGGUCUGUGAAUCCAACAACAGUGAUGAACUCGCGCAACUCUCCAUAUGAGAAAUCCUAUGCCAACAUGUAUCCUGCGACAUCUCCAGAAUCAUACCGACAGGCUAUACGUACUAUGCCAGAGAAGAUUCAACAAACCUCGGAUGCCGUAACAUCAACAUUUUCACUUGCCGAUAGUUCCUUUGAAAAUGGUACCCUAACGCCUAGGAACGCUCCACGGCAAGCUAGUUUCAUUGCAGCAAUGACACGACAAACUAUGUCUGAGGACGAAGGUGAGUAG
Messenger RNA from Strongylus vulgaris, 327 nucleotides. The record is from the annotation of a GenBank genome assembly. Lineage: Eukaryota; Metazoa; Nematoda; Chromadorea; Rhabditida; Strongylidae.